Molecule: messenger RNA, 330 nt
Organism: Suillus fuscotomentosus
Lineage: Eukaryota; Fungi; Basidiomycota; Agaricomycetes; Boletales; Suillaceae
Exons: 5
Source: RefSeq, a predicted model, not a curated record
UAUAUAUAUGUAUGGCUUCUUGCUUCAAUCGCAUUAAGCUUCUGCAUGGGCGGCGGAUACAUACAUACACACACGAUAUACGAAAAAGGUGUAAGAUUGGGCAAGCAGCAAAAUGUUCGAUGUUCGAUGACUACAGCAGAUAUUGAUUAUGUAUGCGAGCAAAGCCCACUCUACAUUCCUAUCUUUGAGAUAGCCACGAGAGUUGGUCAAAAAUCGCAGAUGACUUCACAACAGGGGAUCCGGUGCCGAAAGCGGUACUCGGGGGCGAUCCUUGAGCAUGGCUCGACCUUCUCGUCACAUGCAUUCAUUAACGACUUCUCAGCUACAUAG